Molecule: messenger RNA, 1053 nt
Organism: Pseudocercospora fijiensis CIRAD86
Lineage: Eukaryota; Fungi; Ascomycota; Dothideomycetes; Mycosphaerellales; Mycosphaerellaceae
Exons: 5
Coding region: 1-1053 (350 amino acids)
Source: RefSeq, a predicted model, not a curated record
AUGCCCGAGCAGUCCUUCACAGGCGUAUUCGAGAUUGGGGUUCAGUCCAGCUUGCGAAGCAUUCCAAGGCUGAAAUUGGACUUCACCCAAGGGCCUGGGCUGCAGUUGCAAUACACUUGCACAUUCAACUACACUGGCGAUACCCCAUCAGAGCACAUCCCCUCCAGAAGGACGAGUGCCGCCAUCCUAGCACUCGUGCAGUCACUCAAUGACUCGCCAACCGAUCAGGCAAGGAAAAUAUGCAAGAAAGUGGUAGACGGCGUCACGGUGGGCCGCGCAAGCUUCGAGCGACUCACAGAAGGCGAGAAGUCGAACUGGAGACUCCAGAUCGCACAGCUCCAGAAAGCAAAUACCAGCGAGCGACUCGAUUAUCGUCCCGAGGUCCAAUGGAUGGGAGUGCUUUGGGAUGCUUGUCGACCAGACAUCAGAGGCAAGUUGAAAAAGAACAUCGCCUUUCGUAUUCGACUAUUCAAACAGUUGAUGCUUCGCUUGAUUGGGAGGAGCCCAAGCAUAGCUGUCUAUAUGGCUGGUAAGAAACAUGUCCUUCCAAAUUACAUCGGAUAUCGAGAGUGCUGCAAAGCUCGCAGUGGAAUGUCGCUCGACCAUAGUCUGGCCGACCUGAGUGAAUACUGUAUAGACGUCGUAACGUACAGCAGAGCGCCUAUGGCGGAUGGAAUGCAAGCCCUUCAGUCCGCUGGCGCAAGUGCUGAAGGGACCAGAGUUAGUGAGAUGGCUUUGUCGGGCGUGAAGUAUCUCGGAAGCCCAAUAGACUUGGUCCAGACAUAUUUGAUUUCGAGGCGUCCAGCGUUCGGAAACGACAGGCGUCAAAGGAAACUGCCGAUACACCAGGCUUCAGUCUGGCGAUAUUGCGGCCUUGUUGCUGAGCUCGAGAGUCAGAUACUCACUUUGCGGCAAGGAUAUCAGACGGCUCCUUACCUGACGCACGAUGGUCAUGAUUUCUACGACCGCUGGAGUGGGCUGGAAGUGAUCGCAAAGCUCUCGACUCUCUUGCGGCUCUCGCGCACAGCUCGUGUGCAACAGCCUCUGGAAUGA